Molecule: messenger RNA, 2622 nt
Organism: Fraxinus pennsylvanica
Lineage: Eukaryota; Viridiplantae; Streptophyta; Magnoliopsida; Lamiales; Oleaceae
Source: the annotation of a GenBank genome assembly
AUGGCUGCAAACAAAUUUGCAACAAUGUUGCAUAGAAAUACGAACAAGUUUACACUCAUUCUGAUAUAUGCAGUUCUUGAAUGGAUUUUAAUCCUUCUCCUUCUCCUCAAUUCUCUGUUUUCCUAUCUAAUCAUCAGAUUUGCUGAGUAUUUUGGCCUAAACCCACCUUGCCUUUGGUGUUCUAGAGUUGAUCACAUCUUUGAACCUGCUAAAAGUAACAAGAAUUUUCCCAGAGAUCUUCUAUGUGAAGUUCAUGCCAAGGAGAUUUCUAAAUUGGGUUACUGCUCAAAUCACCAAAAGUUGGUUGAUUCUCAGUAUAUGUGCGAGAAUUGCUUGUCCUCAAGGCCAGAAUAUCAUGGGGUAACUUUUGUUACUGAUUUAUGUGAUGUUGAACAUCGGCUGGAAAAUGGGAAUAGAGCUCAGAUUCUGUGUGAUUUUGAUCGAGAUUUGAAUGUAACAGAAAAGGAAAUAGAAGAUAAGGUUUCUAUUUCAGUAUAUGUGAAUGAGAUGAAAGAAUUGGAAGGUGAAGAAGGUGAAAAUGGAGAUGUGGUUUUGGAAAUGGAAGAGGAAACAAAGAAAGGUAAGGCUGAAAACUCGACUAUAACCAUGGUAGAUAAGUGUGUUCAGGUUUCAAUUGAAGAAGAAAAGGACAUUCCCCUUGAUAUUUCCCCUCAGCAUCUGGAUUUUUUUCUGGACAACAGCGGUCAUAGACUGGUUCCAGCCGAGUUGAUUGAUUCGAUAAAAGACGACCAACGAAGCAAGAACCAUGCUAACGAUGAAGAUAAUGGUAACGAUAAGCAUCAAGAAACAAAUCCAGAUUCCGAGGUAUGGUUAAAGACAGAAGUCAAAAUGGUUGUGGAUGAUAGGUUCAGACGAGAAAAGGCUGGAAGGAUACUUGAUUUUGAUUUUACUAUGCACGAGGAUCCCAAGUAUAUGAUGCUCGACUCUAUGGAAAUAGAAGAGGAUGAAAAUUCUUUUGUUUUUCAUGCAAAAGAAUGCCAUUUGAAGAUGGGGGAUUAUGAACAAGAUGCAAGUUCUCAUGUAGCCCAAACUCCAUCUCAACUUAUAGGUCAUGUUCAAGAAAUGAAAGCAGCAGAAAGGGAAAAUAACCAUUCACCGGUUUUUCCAGGUUCUGAAGAAGUUGCUCGGAUAUCAAAUUGUGGAACUGAAGGAGAUGUAUCAAUUGGAACGGAAAUUCCUGAUUUAGAUAUAACAGGUGAAAUCCAAAAUCAAGAUUAUGUUCUUUCAUAUGAAUCCACACACGAAGAUCCAUUGAUAACAUUUUCCAGUUUUACGGCAAAUAAUCAUGGUCCUUCACAAGUUGAGGAACCGAAAGUAGAACUAAAUACUUUAUCAGUUUGGAACAGUGAGUUCAUGAUGAACGAAAAACCAUUGUUUCAUUUGCAGCUCAAUGAUAUUGACAAAAACAAGGUUCCUGAUACACCGGCUUCUACACCCACUUCUGCAGACAGUCUCCAUCAUUUGCACAAGAAAUUUCCACUGAUUGAGAAUAAGGAUUCAGCAACUGAGUCUUUGGAUGGAAGUGUGACUAGUGAGCUAGAAUGUGGUGACGGAGUUGUUACAAUUGAAGACUUGAAAUCAGCUCUAAGAUCUGAACGUAAGACUUUAUGUGCAUUAUAUUCUGAGCUGGAAGAAGAGCGAAGUGCUUCUGCCGUGGCUGCAAAUCAAACAAUGGCAAUGAUAAACAGACUCCAAGAAGAGAAAGCGGCAAUGCAAAUGGAAGCUUUACAGUAUCAGAGAAUGAUGGAAGAGCAAUCUGAAUAUGAUCAAGAAGCUCUGCAACUCUUGAAUGAACUUAUGGUAAAAAGGGAGAAGGAAAAACAGGAGCUCGAGAAAGAGUUGGAAUUAUAUCAAAAGAAGGUUUUGGAUUAUGAAACAAAAGAAAAGAUGAGGCUAUUGAGAAAAAGUAAGGAUGGGAGUACUAGAAGUGGAUUCUCCUCUGCUUCUUUUAGCAAUGGUGAGGAUAGUGAUGGAUUAUCUAUUGAUCUAAAUCAAGAAGCAAAGAUAGAAGAAAGGUUUUAUAGCCAUCUCGAGUCAAGCAACCAGAAUACUCCGGUCGAUGCAGCACUAAAUUUGGAUGAGUCGUUAGCUGACUUUGAAGAAGAGAGGUUAUCUAUUCUGGAGAAGCUCAAGGUCUUAGAAGAAAAGCUUAUGGCAUUGGAUAUCCAGGAGGAACAAGAUUUCGUGGAUUUUAAACCGAUGGAAGAUUUCCAUGAAGAGAUCGUCAAUCGUGUGGAUGAAAAUGUUGAAGCAAAUGGCAAUCGUACUUACUUCGGGGGUGAAACAAAUUGGCAUGCAAAUGGUUUAACCAAGGAAAUGAAUGGGAAACAUCAUCAACAAAGAAGAAUUGUGGGUGCAAAUGGAAAACGGCUGCUUCCUCUUUUUGAUGCAAUUAGUGAUGAGAAUGGAAACGUAUUCUCGAAUGGAAAUGGAAAUGGAUUUGAAUCUAAUGGGGUUCACAUUUCUUAUGAAUCAAAGCUCAAAUUAGAUAACAAGAAGGUUGUCUUUGAAGAGGAGGUGGAUCAUCUCUAUGAAAGUCUGAAAAUCUUGAUUCAAGUUCGAUUACUAUGGACAUAUGGAUGGAAGCACGCAAAACAAUGA